Messenger RNA from Zophobas morio, 768 nucleotides. Its product is annotated as tetraspanin-7-like. NCBI's taxonomy places the organism in Eukaryota, Metazoa, Arthropoda, Insecta, Coleoptera, Tenebrionidae. Gene Ontology annotation, cellular component: plasma membrane. The transcript has 4 exons. The coding region runs from base 1 to 729 and encodes 242 amino acids. The record is from RefSeq and is a predicted model, not a curated record.
AUGGGUGUUCCUGAAGUCACGAAAUACCUGGUUUUCCUGGCUUUGAACGUCGUCAUCGCUGUAAGUACGUAUCCACCCCAGCACCACCCACCCCAAUCAAGCUUUCAGUUCUGCGGUGCCAUCCUCCUCGCCUUUGGUGCCAUCCUCGAGGUGGACGAACACAAAGGCGUCAAGAGCUUCGCUCACUUAUCCAUCGGGGGUUUCGGCAUCGGCAUCGGCGUCUUGGGUCUGAGCAUGGCCACUUGGGGCCUGUGGGCCCUGUUCAAACGCAAACCCAGCUACUUAAUUUACUACGCUAUCUUCCUCAUCAUGCUCUUCAUCGUCCAAAUCGUCCUUGGAGCCAUAGCACUAGGUCUGGUGAGCGCUGGCAACAAAGACGACGACGAAACGGAGAAAGCGGUAGAGAAGCUCUUCGUGCGGAUUAACGACGACUCUGCGGUGAAACGGAUCAACCACAUUCAGAAAAACUUUCGUUGCUGCGGCGCUACUGGACCUAGUUGGUGGAAGAACAUGUUCAAUAAGCCUCUGCCGAUUAGUUGUUGUGCGGAAAUGAAGGAUCCUUGUACGAAUCCGUACGAAAAGGGGUGCGGGGGGGUGUAUUCCGCCACUAUUCAGAAAAACGUGGGGGUGAUUGGAGGGGUGGCCAUUGGGUUUUCGCCGGUUUUGCUGGUGACUGCGAUUUUGGCUUGGUACAUACGACUUGCCAUUAAGAAACGACAAUACACGUAGCUUUUGUAAAUAUAAGUGAUUAAAGUUUACAGAAAAUCA